AUGUGCUCCCUGGGGUUGUUCCCUCCGCCGCCGCCUAGGGGACAAAUCACCCUAUACGAGCACAAUAAUGAACUGGUGACAGGCAGUAGCUGUGAGAGGCCGCCUCCCGACUUCCGGGGCCAGUGGAUCAAUCUUCCUGUCCUAAACCUGACUAAGGAUCCCUUGAAGACCCCUGGAAGGCUGGACCAUGGCACAAGAACUGCCUUCAUCCACCACCGGGAGCAAGUGUGGAAGAGAUGCAUCAACAUUUGGCGUGAUGUAGGCCUUUUUGGGGUGCUGAAUGAAAUUGCAAAUUCAGAGGAGGAGGUGUUUGAGUGGGUGAAGACGGCAUCCAGCUGGGCCCUGGCACUCUGUCGAUGGGCCUCCUCCCUCCACGGGUCCCUGUUUCCCCAUCUGUCUCUUAGGAGCGAAGAUCUGAUUGCUGAAUUUGCUCAAGUCACAAACUGGUCCAGCUGCUGCUUGCGGGUCUUUGCAUGGCACCCCCACACCAACAAGUUCGCCGUGGCUCUGCUGGAUGACUCAGUCCGCGUGUAUAAUGCCAACAGCACUAUAGUCCCCUCCCUGAAGCACCGGCUGCAGCGCAAUGUGGCGGCCCUGGCCUGGAAGCCCCUCAGUGCCUCUGUCUUGGCUGUGGCCUGCCAGAGCUGCAUUCUCAUCUGGACUCUGGAUCCCACAUCCUUGUCUACCCGACCCUCUUCUGGCUGUGCCCAGGUGCUCUCUCACCCUGGGCACGCACCUGUUACCAGCUUGGCUUGGGCCCCUAGUGGGGGGCGGCUGCUCUCAGCUUCCCCCGUGGACGCUGCCAUCCUGGUAUGGGAUGUCUCAACAGAGACCUGUGUUCCCCUUCCCUGGUUUCGGGGAGGUGGGGUUACAAACUUGCUCUGGUCCCCAGAUGGCAGCAAAGUCUUGGCUACCACUCCUUCAGCUGUCUUUCGAGUCUGGGAGGCCCAGAUGUGGACUUGCGAGCGGUGGCCUACCCUCUCGGGGCGAUGCCAGACUGGCUGCUGGAGUCCCAGUGGAAACCGCCUGCUAUUCACUGUGUUGGGGGAACCGCUUAUUUACUCCUUGUCAUUCCCAGAACGUUGUGGCGAGGGAAAGGGCCAUGUUGGAGGCGCCAAGUCAGCUACAAUAGUGGCAGAUCUGUCUGAGACCACCGUACAGACGCCGGACGGCGAGGAGAGACUUGGGGGAGAGGCUCACUCCAUGGUCUGGGACCCAAGCGGGGAGCGGCUGGCUGUGCUCAUGAAAGGCAAUCCUCGGGUCCAGAAUGGGAAACCAGUCAUCCUCCUUUUUCGCACUCGAAACAGCCCCGUGUUUGAGCUACUUCCUUGUGGCAUUAUCCAGGGGGAGCCAGGAGCCCAGGCCCAGCUCAUCACUUUCCAUCCUUCCUUCAACAAAGGAGCUCUGCUCAGCGUGUGCUGGUCCACAGGUCGGAUCACCCACAUCCCUCUGUACUUUGUCAAUGCCCAGUUUCCACGCUUUAGCCCAGUGCUUGGCCGAACCCAAGAGCCCCCAGCCGGGGGUGGAGGCUCUAUUCAUGAUCUACCCCUGUUUACUGAGACAUCCCCAACCUCUGCCCCUUGGGACCAUCUCCCAGGGCCACCCCCUGCUCAUCCCCACUCCCCUCACUCCCACUUUCAGUAA
Molecule: messenger RNA, 1644 nt
Organism: Rangifer tarandus platyrhynchus (Svalbard reindeer)
Lineage: Eukaryota; Metazoa; Chordata; Mammalia; Artiodactyla; Cervidae
Source: the annotation of a GenBank genome assembly